CCUGAGCCUUCGCCUCCUCCUGGGCCUGAAUCUGUUUCCGCUGGACUCUGCGACCCACCUACUGUUGCCACCGCCGCUGCCGUCGCUGCCGCUCUGCACGCUGAGCCUGCCCCGCCUGCGGGUGAGGUCAGUGCGCAGAGCCCGCCCCAACCCCCAGGGCGCCAGACCCAGCACCGGGCCCCACCUCGCUGUCACAAACACCCAGGUAGCCCACCCCCUCUUAACUCACCAGGUCCUAGGGAUACCCUAUCAUUGUGUCUGCUUCACAGAUAAGGAAGCCCAAGCCACCAGAGUGGCCUCGCAGCCAGGUGCAGGUUAAGGUCCAGGUCUGGGGGUGGGGGUCUGGAGCCCACACGCGUUCCACUGGGGCAGACACCCUCUUUGAUCCCUCCUCCCCACAUGUGCAUUCCACCCCGCUAGGCACCAUCCAGCCACCCCCAACUCCGGGGGUGUGGGGGCGCAGAAGUCAGGCAGGCCCUGGUAAGCUGAGGGUAGAGGUCUGGCUGAGUGGCUCUGGACAGUCCUGACCUCCCCCGCACAGUGGGAUGGCAGGAAGCCACCUCACACAUUGACGAAGGAGUGCCUGGCUUCAGGAAUGUCCUGUGAAUUGGCAGAAUGCACACUGGCUGUUCUGAGCUUCUUGUUACAGACAAUGUCCCCAAAGGAGGCAGCAGCCUCCUGGAGACAACGCACAGCCCUCUAGCCCAGGAUGCCCCUCAGGCCCCUCCUAGCCAAGGAGCACCUGUGUCAGGCCAGGAGGACCCUGGGGGACCCCACAGCAGCCCCCCACUCAUGGAUGUCAGUGAGAGGCACAGUGUACUGAGCACCUACACCAUGCUUAGCCCUACAUCAUGGACAGUCCCCGCGUCCCAUCACGUGACAUGUUUAUGACAAGGCAUGUUUAUUCCUGGGACUGAGGGGUCUUUGUCCUGCCACUUCUUUGAAAAUGAAAAGGUGGGUGUGACAGGGUGUUUACUUGUUCACAGCAGAAUGAUGACAAUCCAUCCAAGCAAACCAAAACCAAAAUGGAUAGCCUUUUCUCCCAGAACUUUGUACGUGUUUUCAGGUUUAUAUGUGGUUUGUGGAAUAGGAUUUUAAGGGCACCUGCCACCUGUCUGCUUCAGUGGGCUCGUGACAGGAUGGUGGACUCCCUGGUAAGAUGGUGCCACUUGGAGCACUCUGCCUUAGCCAGCCCCCUUGCUCCCUUCUGUUAUUUGGCUGAUAAUGUCUUGAGGAACUUCUCAGAUGGGGUCCCACUUCCUGCAGGGAAGAUGUCCCUCUCGCUUUUCUCCCAUGUGGCCUCAACAGAACUGAGCAGGUGUUCCUUGUUCUGAAAUGCCUCCACAAAAAUCCAGAAAAAUGCAUUUCAAACCAAGAGGGUUGGGCAGUUUUGUAACAGGAGGUCCCGAGACGCCUUACUGAUGACCCCUUGAGAGGUGGUGUGCAGUGCUUCAUGGCCCUGACUUUGUAUCUACCCAGAGAAACACUCUUACCAUAGGCACUAACACCCAAUGGAUAUUUGAGGCCAAGCACAAUUGACGCAGUGAACUAAACUUCCAAGGGUAUGGCUGGGACCCCUGUGAGCAAGGCGGUUACACAGAGGAGCACCAGGAGGAUGCAGAGAAAAUAAAGCACCAAAAAAUAAAGGAAGAAGAAGGAGGGAACACUUCCCAACUCGUUCUACAAGACCAGGAUUAUCCUGACACCAAACCCAACAAAGACAUCACAAGAAAAGUACAGAUCAAUAUCCCUUAAGAAUAUAGAUGAGGGGCUUCUCUGGUGGCACAGUGGUUAAGAAUCUGCCUGCCAAUGCAGGGGACAUGGGUUUGAUCCCUGGCCCGGGAAGAUCCCACAUGCUGUGGAGCAGAUAAGCCCGUACGCCAUAACUACUGAGCGUGUGCUCUAGAGCCCAUGUUCUGCAACAAGAGAAGCCAUGAUAAUGAGAAGCCCGUGCACCGCAUGAAGAGUAGCCCCCACUUGCCUCAACUAGAGAAAGCCCAUGAGCAGCAACGAAGACCCAACACAGCCAAAAAUAAAAAUAAAAAAAUAAACUUAUUAAAAAGAAUAUAGAUGGGAAUUCCCUGGCCAUCCAGUGGUUAGGACUUUGUGCUUCCUGCAGGGGGCAUGUGUUCGAUCCCUGGUCGGGGAACUAAGGUUUCGCAUAAUGUGGGCUUGGUCAAAAAACAGAGAGAGAGAAUAUAGAUGCAGAAUUUAUCAACAAAAUACUAGCAAAUCGAAUCCAGGAACGUAUAAAAAGGAGCAAGUGAGAUUUAUCCCAGGAAUGCAAAAUUGAUUUAACAUAUGAAAAUCAAUCAACGUAGGGACUUCCCUGGUGGCACAGUGGACAAGACUCCGUGCUCCCAAUGCAGGGAGCCUGGGUUCACUCCCUGGUCAGGGAACUAGAUCCCACAUGUAUGCCGCAACUAAGAGUUCACAUGCCACAACUAGGGAGCCGGGAGGUUCAACUAAGACCUGGUGCAACCAAAUAAAUAAAUAAAUAAAUAAAUAAAAUCAAUCAAUGUAAUACACCAUACUAAUAAAGGACGAAAACCACAUGAUCAUCUCAACAGACAGAAAAAAUAUUUACCAAACUAGGAAUCGAAGGACUGUCCUCAACCUGAUAAAGACCAUCUACGAAAAACCUUCAGCUGCUAUACUUAAUGGUGAAAGACUGAAAGCGUCCCCUUCCCAUCAGGAACAUAAGGAUGCCCGCUCUCUCUUGUGUUGAAUGUUGAAUACCACUUGUAUUCAACAUUUUACUGGAGGUUCUAGCCAUGGCAAUUCAGUGAGAAAAUGAAAUAAAAGGAAUCCAGAUAGGAAGAAGGAAAACUGUGUCUAGUCACAGAUGACAUGACCCUAUGUAUAGAAAAUCCUAAAGAAUUCACACACACACAAAUAUUACGACUAAUAAUCAAGUUUAGCAAAGGUACAGGAUUGAAGAUUGAUAUAAAAGAAUCAAUUACAGGGACUUCCCUGGUGGUACAGUGGUUAAGAAUCUGCCUGCCAAUGCAGGAGACGCAGGUUCAAUCCCUGGUCUGGGAAAAUCCCACAUGCCACAGAGCAACUAAGUCCAUGCGCCACAACUACUGAGCCUGCGCUAUAGCGCCUGCGAGCCACAACUACUGAGCCCAUGUGCCACAAUUACUGAAGCCUGCGUGCCUAGAGCCCAUGCUCUGCAAUGAGAGAAGCCACCACAAUGAGAAGCCGCGCGCUGCAACGAAGAGUAGCCCCCACUCACUGCAACCAGAGAAAGCCCGCGCACAGCAACGAAGACCCGACACAGCCAUAAAUAAAUAAAUAAAUAAAUAAAAAUCAUUUACAUUUCUAUACAUUAGCAAUGAACUAUUCAGAAAUGAAAUUAAGAAAACAAUUCUGCUUACAUAGCAUCAAAAAGAAUAAAUUUAUUUUUAAACAUACUUAGAAUAAAUUUAACAAAAGAAAUGCAAGACUUGUACAUGGAAAUGUACUAAACAUCAUUGAAAAAAAUUAAGACCUAAACAAGUGGAAACACAACCCAUGUUCAUGGACUAGAAGACUUCAUAUGGUUAAGAUGGCAGUAUAUUCCCCAGAUUGGUCUGCAUAUUCAGUGCAAUCCCUAUCAAGAUCCCAACUGCCUAUGUUGCAGACGUUAUCAAGCUGAUCCUAAAGAUGAUAUGGAGAUGCAAGGGACCCAGAAUAGCCAAAACAAUUUUGAAAAUGAACAAAGUUGGAGGACUCACACUUCUUUAUUUCUAAACUGACUACAAAGCUACAGUCAUCAAGACAGUGUGUUACAGGGACUUCCCUGGUGGCCCAGUGGCUAAGACUCUACAUUCCCAAUGAAGGUGGCCUGGGUUCAAUCCCUGGUCACGGAACUAGAUCCCACAUGCCACAACUAAAGAUUCUGCAUGCUGGGACCAAAAGAUCCCGCAUGCCACAACGAAGAUCCUGCACGCGGCAAUGGAGAUCCCGUGUGUUGCAACUAAGACCCGGUACAGCCAAAUAAGUAAAUAUUAAAACAAAAAAAGUGUGUUAUUGAAAUAAGGAUAGACACAUAGAUCAGUGAAAUAGAAUUGAGAGUCCAAAAAUAUGUCCAGUUAACUUUUUUUAAAUAAAUUUAUUUAUUUUAUUUAUUUAUUUUUGGCUGCAUUGGGUCUUCAUUGUGGUGCGCGGGCUUCUCAUUGCGGUGGCUUCUCAUUGCAGAGCACGGGCUCUAGGCACACAGGCUUCAGUAAUUGUGGCACCCAGGCUCAGUAGUUGUGGCUUGUGGGCUCUAGAGCGCAGGCUCAGUAGUUGUGGUGCACGGACUUAGUUGCUCUGUGGCAUGUGGGAUCUUCCCGGACCAGGGCUCGAACCCGUGUUCCCUGCAUUGGCAGGUGGAUUUUUUUGUUUUGUUUUGUUUUGCGGUACGCGGGCCUCUCACUGUUGUGGCCUCUCCCAUUGCGGAGCACAGGCUCCGGACGCGCAGGCUCAGCAGCCAUGGCUCACGGGCCCAGCCGCUCCACUGCAUGUGGGAUCUUCCCGGACCAGGGCACGAACCCGUGUUCCCUGCAUCGGCAGGCGGACCCUCAACCACUGCACCACCAGGGAAGCCCUGGCAGGUGAAUUCUUAACCACUGAGCCACCAGGGAAGCCCUGUCCAGUUAACUUUUAAAAUUUUAUAGCCAAUUUAAAUUUAUGGCCAGUUUAUGGCCUUUUGAUUUAAAAAAUAGACUUUAUUUUUUAGAGCUGUUUUAAGUUUGCAGGAAAAUUAAACAAAAGGUAGAGUUCCCACAUACCCCCGCCCCUACACAUGCACAGCCUUCUCCACUAUCAACAUCCUCCGCCACAUUGGUACACUGGGUGUAAUUGAUGAACCUACAUUGACACAUUAUUAUCACCUCCAGUCCACAGUUUACUUCAGGGUUCACUCUCGGUCAUGUACAUGCUAUGGGUUUUGAAGAAUGUAUAAUGAAACAUAUACACCAUUACAGUAUCGUGCAGAAUUGUUUCUGCACUGUAAAAAUCCUCCGUGCGUCACCUAUUCAUCCCUCCUUCCCCACUAACCUCUGGCAACCACUGAUCUUUUUAUUGGCUCCACAGUUUUGCCUCUUCCAGAAUGUCAUGCAGUUGGAAUCAUACAGUAUGUAACCUUUUCAGAUUGGCUUUUUUCACUUAGUAAUAUGAGUUUAUGAGUUUAAGGUUGUCUUAUGUCCUUUUUUUUUUUUUUUUGGUCAUAUGUCUUUUCAUGGCUUGAUAGCUUAUUUCUUUUUAGUGCUGAGUAAUAUUCCUUGUCUGGAUGUACAACAGUUUAUUUACCCAUUCACCUACUGAAGGACAUUUUUUUUUUUUUUUUGGCCUUGCUGAGCGGCUUGUGGGAUUUUAGUUCCCCAACCAGAGAUUGAACUGAGGCCCUCAGCAGUGAGAGUGUGGAGUCCUAACCACUGGACCACCAGGGAAUUCCCCUGAAGGACAUUUUGGUUGCUUCCAAGUUUGCGUGAGUGCAUCUCUAUCCACGUGGGGCAGGCGGGGGUCCAGAUCGGCAAUGCCUGCUGGGAGCUCUACUGCCUUGAACAUGGAAUUCAGCCCGAUGGCCAGAUGCCAAGCGACAAAACCAUCGGCGGUGGGGAUGACUCGUUCAACACGUUCUUCAGUGAGACUGGGGCUGGCAAGCAUGUGCCCAGAGCCGUGUUCGUGGACCUGGAGCCCACCGUGGUCGAUGAAGUGCGCACGGGGACCUACAGGCAGCUCUUCCACCCAGAGCAGCUGAUCACCGGGAAGGAGGACGCGGCCAAUAACUACGCCAGAGGCCAUUACACCAUCGGCAAGGAGAUCGUCGAUCUGGUCCUGGACCGGAUCCGCAAACUGGCGGACCUGUGCACGGGCCUGCAGGGCUUCCUCAUCUUCCACAGCUUCGGGGGCGGCACCGGCUCGGGCUUUGCGUCUCUGCUCAUGGAGCGGCUCUCGGUGGACUACGGCAAGAAGUCCAAGCUGGAGUUCGCCAUCUACCCGGCCCCCCAGGUGUCUACAGCUGUGGUGGAGCCCUACAACUCCAUCCUGACCACGCACACGACCCUGGAGCACUCGGACUGUGCCUUCAUGGUGGACAACGAGGCCAUCUAUGACAUCUGCCGGCGCAACCUGGACAUCGAGCGGCCCACGUACACCAACCUUAACCGUCUGAUCGGGCAGAUCGUGUCCUCCAUCACGGCCUCCCUGCGCUUUGACGGCGCCCUCAACGUGGACCUGACGGAGUUCCAGACCAACCUGGUGCCCUACCCCCGCAUCCACUUCCCCCUGGCCACGUACGCCCCAGUCAUCUCGGCCGAGAAGGCCUACCAUGAGCAGCUGUCCGUGGCCGAGAUCACCAAUGCCUGCUUCGAGCCGGCCAACCAGAUGGUCAAGUGUGACCCUCGCCACGGCAAGUACAUGGCCUGCUGCAUGCUGUACAGGGGGGACGUGGUCCCCAAAGACGUCAAUGCGGCCAUCGCCACCAUCAAGACCAAGCGCACCAUCCAGUUUGUGGACUGGUGCCCGACUGGGUUCAAGGUGGGCAUCAAUUACCAGCCCCCCACGGUGGUCCCAGGGGGAGACCUGGCCAAGGUGCAGCGGGCCGUGUGCAUGCUGAGCAACACCACGGCCAUCGCCGAGGCCUGGGCCCGCCUGGACCACAAGUUCGACCUCAUGUAUGCCAAGCGCGCCUUUGUGCACUGGUAUGUGGGGGAGGGCAUGGAGGAGGGCGAGUUCUCGGAGGCCCGGGAGGACCUGGCAGCGCUGGAGAAAGAUUACGAAGAGGUGGGCGUGGACUCGGUGGAAGCGGAGGCCGAGGAAGGGGAAGAGUACUGAACGGGAGGGAGCGGCUAGUGGCCCCCUGUACCCCGCCAACUGUCAUGUUACAGAUAUUUACCUACAGUUUCUGAAUUAAACCUCUGUCUCUUGUG
This is a messenger RNA of Lagenorhynchus albirostris (white-beaked dolphin), 6899 nucleotides long. RefSeq names its product tubulin alpha-3 chain. Gene Ontology annotation, molecular function: structural constituent of cytoskeleton; GTP binding. Lineage: Eukaryota; Metazoa; Chordata; Mammalia; Artiodactyla; Delphinidae. The record is from RefSeq and is a predicted model, not a curated record. The coding region runs from base 5557 to 6804 and encodes 415 amino acids. Gene Ontology annotation, cellular component: cytoplasm; microtubule. The transcript is spliced from 5 exons. Gene Ontology annotation, biological process: mitotic cell cycle; microtubule cytoskeleton organization.